Messenger RNA from Rubroshorea leprosula, 870 nucleotides. NCBI's taxonomy places the organism in Eukaryota, Viridiplantae, Streptophyta, Magnoliopsida, Malvales, Dipterocarpaceae. The record is from the annotation of a GenBank genome assembly.
AAAACUGAUCCAAACAGUACCUUUAUCUGCUCUAUAUGAUACUAGUAACAAUUAGUACUCGUAAUUACUCUUCGAUUAAUUCAGUGGUUUCCACGGUUAAUCAUUUCCUUGGUACUGAUUAAGCGAUUCCAACCUCAACAACCUCACCUCCUCGUUGAACUUUUUAUAAAUGCCUCAACUCGUCGAUUCUACUCGUCCUGACUCAGCAACGGUUCCUUUCUCAGCUUCAAUACUGAAGCCGGGGACGAGCUCACUUGCACCGGUGACAUCUGGAAAUUGGUCUGGUCCUUGGACGUUUCCGAUUUCUUCACCACCGGCGACGGCUCAGCGAGCGAAUCCACGUUCACCUAAUUCUCUCAUGUGUCCUCGAACGUCUCUGAUUUCUUCAGGAGAAAUUCGAUUCGUCGAUUUUCGAAGAAGUGAAAGACAUGAUUUAUACCCACGCUUGUCUCUGCGAGAGCAUGCGGCUGUACCCACUGGUUCCCGUCGAUGGCAAAGUCGUCAUGGGUGCCGAUGUUUUAGCCGACGGAACAGAGGUGAGGAAGGGGAUGGGGGUAGCUUAUCAUCCUUACGCGAAGGGCUGAGAUCCGGGAAGCUGCUUCUGCACAGAGAUGAAGGGCUUGUUUUCUGGUUUUGCUUCUGCACAGACACAAAGAACUGGAAGCCGCAGACGGAGGUGGUUAAGAUCGGGCAGGGAAAGGCCGGCGGUGGUCACUAGUGCGUGGUAUUGGUGGUCUGGUGGUGCUGUUCUUCUCUUCCCUCCUCUCUUUUGUUUUUGAUUUUUUGGUUUGCUUUUGCAAUUUGCAGCGAGAGUUUUGUUUUUUUAAUUGAUUUGAGAUUUUAAUUUUUGAUUAAAGUUAAUGGUGUGGG